AGUUGGCCCCUAUGGCCCUGAAAGUUCAUGGCAGAUUUGACAAUCCAUAAACUGGCACAUGCUCCUAAAUGCAAAGUUGCCCUGGGACUUCAUGACUGCUGGCUCAUCUUAUCAGCCAGAGGGUUUUACAGUUUGAUAUGUCUGUGUGUGUGUGCUUUCUUGCACUCGGUUGUUUAGCAACCCCUUGCGCUGGUGUGGUGUUGCUGCGCCCUACCCUGCUGUUGGCUAUUGUUUUAUAAACACGGUUAGCGUCCCCUGUUGCCGCGACAACCAGCCUCACCAUUCCCCAGAGAGGAGAAGGAGAGAGUGUAUGUGUACGUUUGGUUCAUCAGGAUUUCUUUUCCUUCUUUUCAAGGCCUUGACGUAACCCAGAGGGGCGUCUCUCUACUCAACUUGCCUCUACAUCCAUUCUCUCCCCUCCAACGUGGUGCAGCCCAAAAAGAGCCGGGAGCCAUUGCAAGAUCCCUCUUGUUCCUGACCAGUGGUGGGCAUCUCAAGUGUGGCACCAGUGGGCAGCCAUGGCAGCAGCCAUCCCUGAGCAGAAGACCGCCCAGAAGGUGCGCCUGCCCCGGCGCCGCAGCGUCAGCCAAAUCUGUCCUCCGCCACGGAGGCCAAUGACUUUGGCAGAGUUGCACCCAGGCUGUGAGAACGAGCGGCUAGGAGUGGCCCGCGAGAGCAUGCUCCAGAACCAUCUCAUCGCUAAGCCGGAGCUUGGGAAACCCCGCAGAAGUUGCUACACUCUCCCCGGCUAUGCUUUCAACUAUGGGUUAUAUUUGCAUGGGCUGGAUGGAGGCGUUGCUGAAGCCAUUGGCCACUGGAAUUCUAUGAAGCCCAAGAGCAUUCCGGAGAAGGAGAGGCCCCGCGACCAGAAGGCCUGCAACAGCCGAGCCAUCAAGGCCGGCUUUGUCACAGCACACGAGAGCAACCUGUACCGCAAGCAAAAGGACAUCCGCCUCUGCGAGGAUGAUGAGAGGCGCUUCAAGAAGACGCCUCCGAAAGUACCUGCGGACAUGACAUAUGGGCGGCCAGCACGGCCCUCCACGCCAUUCUUUGAUCUAUUGCAGCACAAAUACAAAGAGAUGUGGAUGGACGAGCAGAGAGCCAUCAUCAAAGCUGAGAAGGCAGAAAAAAAGCAGAAGAAACGCAGAGGAAAGACAUAUGACACACGCACGACGCUGUUCAGGAGAUUCCUGCCUCCGAUGCAGGCAGAUCCUCUUUGGAAAAUGCCCCACUUUCAGAAGAUAUGUCCACACCUCUCCACCUUCCAAGACAAGGAAUCGUACCAGAGGGCUCUGAAGGCCUUCCAGUCAGAAAUCCCUGUGAGGCUUGGGCCCCUGGCGCAGGGCCUUUACACCACCACUGCCUGCUAAGGAUCAUCCAGAGGAAAAAGCAGAGAAUAAAAGCUCCAAUUUCUGCACAGCCUGGGCAUCCUACUAUAAUCUUCCAUUGCAUGUUUCAGAUUUCAGGUCUAUGUUUGUAUUUGUGAAGUUGAUUAAGCUCAUAAUUGACUAAGCACCUUCUGUCUCUACAUUAAACAUUUAUUCAGUUAA
Messenger RNA from Podarcis raffonei (Aeolian wall lizard), 1550 nucleotides. It is a transcript of the gene CFAP77, whose product is annotated as cilia and flagella associated protein 77. The coding region runs from base 519 to 1370 and encodes 283 amino acids. Lineage: Eukaryota; Metazoa; Chordata; Lepidosauria; Squamata; Lacertidae. The record is from RefSeq and is a predicted model, not a curated record. The transcript is spliced from 6 exons.